AAAAUUUCACUGUUUGAAAUAUUUUAUAAAGUUGAUAAAAGUAAACAAUAUGGAGGUUCUUGAAGAGGGAAAUUUAAUGGACAGAGUCCCGAUUUUAUUACAGCGCGAUCUCGAGUUUUACCAGACACAUCAACGGGUACUUCAGGAACCAAUUUGCUCUGGAGUUGUAGGUGGAAAACUGGAUUUUCCUCGUUACGCUUCCUUUGCAGCUAUAAAAUUGAUAAGAUGGUGGGAAGAUGAGUACUUUGCAUCCUACCGAAAGCCUUCUGGACUUUUGCACACCGAAAAGGAAAUGAACGAGGGUGAUUUUUCUACUGCCACGGUGAAAACCUCUGACCCGGAAAAGUUUGUGCAGCUGGUCACCAAAUCGGCUGAUUUACUUUUAGAGCAUGUUCAUCGCCUUUCUCAGGAGUCCUUGGAUCACGCUGACUUAUCUGUUCUAACUGCCACAAUUGGAGCUGCUUCGCUGGUUAAGAACUCCCUGAGUGUUUAUAUGCAGGCAGCUACAACUACUAUAUGUCCCCCGAAGGGCGAUGAAAAGGGAGGAGCCCUCAAGCUCAGUUUCAAGCAAUAUUCCCAGAUGUCAGAGGCCUUGGCCGAGAGACUCCUGGAUCUCCACUGCCGCCUCCUCUUACUCUACAUAAUGCAGGAUGCCGACUGUCUGCAUUGGGAGGACACUCAACCGUUUUUCGAGUCGGAGAGGGGUUCUUACACCGUUCAGAUGUGGUGGCACUACAUGAAGGGCUCCCAAGCCGAUCUGUGGAACUCGGUGCCACCGAAAAUGGCCCAAAAGAUAUUCGCCGGAAUGCUAAACGAAACUCUGAGUGUACUGACCGUCCGGUACACCCAGAUAGUAACUAGUGUGGCUCGAUCCACUCUCCAUUUGGUGGACAUCUGCAACAUGCUGCUCUGCAUCGCCGAACUUCUGCCCCACAUUUGCGAGAGUGGUGAGGCCUAUGUGGGAUUGCAGCUGAGCAACCAGAGUGUCAUCCUGAGGGACAUUCACGCGAAGUGCAGGGAGCUCUUCUACUGCCUCCUCCUCAGGGGAUCUCCUUUGGGAGUGCUUUCGAAGGUUUUCCGCAAGGGAUUAGACAACAUGGAAAUGUUUAGCUCUCGUCACGGCUUGCCAAGUGCUUGGAUAAUUUUUGCUCUCCCCAGAUAUUUUCCUAAGGAGCAGUCCUGCCAGUGGGUCACCGAAUUCUCCGACCUUUCUACCAACACAGCUAUAUCAUUGGACUUGAGGGUCUUGCUGGCCUUUCCGGAAGCAGAUUGGUCGUAUCUGCUAAAGAUUCUUCUGAUGAGAGAUGCCUAUCUCACUGGCAUUAUAAUGCGUCAUCUGAUGCAGCACUUACCUUCAUCGGAGAACUUUAAGAAUGUUGCAAAGAUUUCGUUCACCAGCGCUGAAGGUGCUCCUCAAAAGUGUGAGGCCUUUUUGUGUCGCGGGGAGUGCUUCAAUGUCACCGAUUCCAUAGCUGGGGAUAUAGAUCCCGUGGGUCAGUCCAACUAUCAGAUAGUGCUUUCACUAACUUAUCUCGUGGUGGCUGUUGGCAAGGCGGUGGACAUUAAGUCCUGUCUGAUCAAAACCCUGGAGGAGCAUGCGAUCGCAGGCUGGAGCGACUGCCUGGACAAGCGGCAGGUGUGGAACCAGAAGCGAACUCCCUGGCUGGAGGCCAUCAUGCACUUCGUGUAUCCCGUUCUCGAUUGCGUCGUGGACAUGCUGGUCAAUGCCGUGGAAAACGGAGCCAGCAUGUAUCAGGCCAUGUCCUUGGCUCUGACCUGCGUCUCUGAGAUAUGGGACUGCCUUCCCGAGGGACUGUACAAGAUCGCCUCCUUGCUGCAGGAUAUCAUCCCAGUUUCGACCAGGCCUUUGGGAGAUUCAGUGCUCUUGCAGGUGGUCUUUGCAGCUCUGUACACAGAACUGAUCAAAACAGCGGAAAUGUAUGAGCAGGCCAAAAACGAUGACAAAGCAGCCAUAUGUUAUUCCAUAUCGGAGGCCAUUUGCUCAAUCGACGAGGACGACAAGCACACGGAUCAGAUCGAACUGUUCCUGAAGCAGGCCAAGGAGAGCAUCAACUUGGACACGGACUUCGGAGGAACCCCCGGGAGCAACAAUCGAGGCGCCGGCGGGAUGAGUGCCGUGAGUACCAUCAAAAUGGAUGACCUGGCCCUGACAAAUGCGGAAUCAGAUCGUCUGAGCCACAGUCCGCCAAAUAACUACGCCAUGGAACUGGAUGUGGGAAUCGCAGAUUAUAUAGCCGAGGUUCUGGUCAGCGAUGUUCUGACCACCAAUAUAGGGAAGCAGGCCCUGAAAGUCGUGUACAACUAUUUGAAGUUCAACAAGGACUGGCUGCUCGAGCAGUUGGGAACGGGUGACAAUGAACCGAGUCCUUUCCAAGGCGUCCAAGGUCAGAACAUCAAGGAGGCCAAGACCUCGGUGCUGAGGUCCAUGUUCUUCAUCGGGAAUACCCCCUUCGACCAGCUGCUCACGGGUUCCCUGAAAAUCGACUAUGUCAGUUGGCUCCAGAUGCCGUUGUCCUUGAAUCCGGAAAGGACCUGGCUGCAUUUAACCAGGCGCUGCGACUUCCAGGAGGAUGCCAAGCUCUCGCUGCCCGAGGUGGCCAUGGUGGCCGGGAUUUCAAAGAUAAUGAAGCGGCGCAAGGAGUUUCCCAAGUGAGCUUCGCGGAAGGCAUCAUUAGCAUGGCUGCACUUAAAGAAAAAAAUAAAUAUCUGCAUUCAACGAUAAUUAAAUAAAAAAGCAUAAAA
This is a messenger RNA of Drosophila ficusphila, 2763 nucleotides long. RefSeq lists its product as uncharacterized. The transcript has 7 exons. The coding region runs from base 50 to 2674 and encodes 874 amino acids. NCBI's taxonomy places the organism in Eukaryota, Metazoa, Arthropoda, Insecta, Diptera, Drosophilidae. The record is from RefSeq and is a predicted model, not a curated record.